AUGCAGGAACAGGGCCCGUCCCGUCUCCCCCUAGGCGACAACAAGAUCUGGGCCAAGGAUGAGGACGAUUGGCUGGGCGUCACGAAUCAACAGGAGAGGAGGAGGAUCCAGAAUCGUCGCAAUCAGCGCGCCUUACAAGAAAGGGGGCACCUCGGAAGACAAAUACGGAGACGAAGGCCGACGGCGAGAUACGGCUUCCGGGCCGUGCUGGCUGGGCAAUCGCACGACUCUCAAUGGGUCGAGAUCACCGAAGCGACGAUCCAAGUGAUCAACCUAGUCCGGAUCCUCGAGCCCAGCUGGGAGGGCAACCAGAAGCUGACGCAAGGCUUCGAGUCCUUCGCGACCCGCAGCUACACAGCCCGCAUCGGAGCGCUGAGCUUCCUCCCCAGCGUGUCGCAGUACAACUUCAUCAAGGCGCUGUUCGCCAACAUGGCGGUCCUGGGCCUCUCGGAUGAAGAGAUGGACAACGAGGCACUCUCGCCCUUUAACAGGGGGCCCCACGGCCCCUCCCGGCUGCCGGCAGGUCGUGCCGCCGGCGGCCAGGUCGAGCUCCUCCCCACGGCCCUGCAGCCGACCGAGCUGCAGCGCGCGACGAUGCACCACCCGUGGAUCGACCUGCUCCCCAUGCCGGCCAUGCGCGAGAACAUCUUCCGCCGCGAUGCUGACUCGUUCGACGAGGAGGAGCUAUGCCACGCCAUGCGCGGCCAGGCGCCGGUACACAACCCGGGCCUGCUGGUCUGGCGUGACCCGUGGGACCCCACCGGCUGGGAGGUCACCGAAGACUUCGUCGCCUCGUGGCCCUGGGUCGUCGUCGGAUGUGCGGAUCUGCUGCGUUCGACCAAUGCCUGGCGGGCGCGACGCGGCGAGAGGGCUUUGUUUCGCUCGUCGCCGUGA
Diaporthe citri is the source of this 894-nucleotide messenger RNA. RefSeq lists its product as uncharacterized. The record is from RefSeq and is a predicted model, not a curated record. The coding region runs from base 1 to 894 and encodes 297 amino acids. NCBI's taxonomy places the organism in Eukaryota, Fungi, Ascomycota, Sordariomycetes, Diaporthales, Diaporthaceae. The transcript is spliced from 2 exons.